This is a messenger RNA of Apiotrichum porosum, 1062 nucleotides long. RefSeq lists its product as uncharacterized. The coding region runs from base 1 to 1062 and encodes 353 amino acids. The transcript has 10 exons. NCBI's taxonomy places the organism in Eukaryota, Fungi, Basidiomycota, Tremellomycetes, Trichosporonales, Trichosporonaceae. Gene Ontology annotation, molecular function: oxidoreductase activity. The record is from RefSeq and is a predicted model, not a curated record.
AUGAAGUGUGUACUCGUCAAGGACGGCCAGGGGCCCGUCGAGAACCUCUACAUCGGCGAAGAGGCGACGCCCGAGCCCAAGGCUGGCGAGGUUCAGAUCAAGAUCCAGAACUUUGGUCUCAACCGCAUGGAUCUCAGCCAGCGUGAGGGCAAGUACCCUCUCCCGCCGCAGGCGUCCAAGACCAUCCUGGGCGUUGAGUUCUCUGGCACAGUGACCAAGCUCGGAGAGGGCGCCAGCAAGUACAAGAUCGGCGAUGAGGUUUUCGGCCUUGCCUUCGGUGGCGCGUACGCCGAAUACAUUUGCAACCCCGAGACCAUGCUCAUCGCAAAGCCCAAGGAGCUGUCGUUUGUGCAGGCCGCUGCGCUGCCGGAAAACUGGAUGACCGCUUACCAGGCCCUCUUCCUCGAAGGUGGCUUCAAGAAGGGUCAGAACGUGCUCGUUCACGCCCGCGGCCCUCUACGGCUAUUCUCGGAAGGAUAUGGUGCUGAUAGCCGACAGGGUGCGUCGGGCGUUGGUGUUGCCGCGAUUCAGCUUGCCCUUCACGUCGGAGGGGCUGGCAAGGUGUUCACCACCUGCGGCACCGACGCCAAGGUCGAGUUCCUCAAAGGCGUGGGCGGCAACGACCCUCGCCUGACCGUGAUCAACUACCGGACCCAGGACUUUGCCGAGGAGGUGAAGAAGAGCGGUGAGGGUGUCGACCUCAUCAUCGACUUUGUUGGCAAGGACUACUUCCACCGUAACCUCGAGAUCCUCAACCGCGAUGGUGCCGUAGUCUACCUCUCCUUCCUCUCGGGAGCCAACGUGGACAAGGUUCCCCUCGCCACCCUCCUCUACAAGCGCCUCACUCUCAAGGGCUCGACGCUUCGCUCUCGCACGGUCGAGUACCAGGCCAAGCUCCUGGACAGCUUCAAGAACGAUGCUCUCCCGCUCAUCGUCGACGGCAAGAUGAAGGUCGAGGUUCACGAUGUGUACCCAUGGACCAAGGUCCAGGACGCUCAGAAGGACAUGGCCGCCAACAAGAACAGUGGCAAGAUUGUGUUCGAAGUUACCCCUGUUGCCUAG